Lathyrus sativus (Indian pea) is the source of this 4353-nucleotide messenger RNA. Lineage: Eukaryota; Viridiplantae; Streptophyta; Magnoliopsida; Fabales; Fabaceae. The record is from the annotation of a GenBank genome assembly.
AUGGCGAUUUUUGAUAUUUUCUUAGGAACAACCAAUGUAGCAUUCUUUUAUGUUAUUUUGAUAUGGGUUUUGUUUGAUAGUUUGAAACAAACCAAAAGUAACCAUCUUUCACAUUUAAAACACAGACCCAAGUUUUUUACUUAUGUCACUGUUCUUUUCAGUGCUGUUGUUACUAUUUUGAACGUGGCUUUUGGUUUCUACAAGUACUCUUACACCAAUAAUGGAUUAUUCAUAGGAUUUGAUUUUGUUUCUUUGGCUUUAACAUGGGUUUUAGCUACUUUGGUUUCGUUCUAUUCAAUGAAGAAACCGGUUAUAGAGAGUAAAAGAUUCCCUUUUGUUCUUAUUCUUUGGUGGGUUUUUGUCACUGUUGUUGAUGCAAUCUUACUGUCGUUGAAACUUGUGAAAAGUUAUGAAUCCUUCAACUUGAAGAUUUUGUUGUUGGAGGAUAACAUAGUUGAUGCGGUUUCUUUGCCUAUGUUGUUAGUUCUGUGUUUCAAUGCAGUUUCGAGUGUGUGUGUAAGAGAACAAAGUGAGAUAGAACAAAGGUUACUUCAGAAUGAGAUUGAAUCUUCUAGUUUGGGGGAUGAAGAUGAAGAUGAAGAGGCUUUUAUAAAAGCUGGUUUAUGGAGCAAACUUACUUUUAGGUGGCUGAAUCCUAUUUUUGAAAUGGGUCGGAUUCAGAAACUUGAACAUGUUCAUGUUCCUUCUGUACCUCACUCUGAAACUGCUGCUACUGCUUCUUCUAUGUUGGAACAAUCUAUUAGGAAACAGAAACUUCAAGGUGGUUCUUUGACAAAAGCUAUUUUCCUUUCUUUUUGGAAAUCCUUAGCCUUAAAUGCUAUUUUAGCAGGUGUUAAUACAAUUGCCUCUUAUAUCGGUCCAUUAUUGAUAUCAAACUUUGUGAAUUUUCUGUUGUCUAAUAAUGAUAACUCAAGCACCAAAUAUGGAAUGAUUCUUGCCUUUAUUUUCUUCCUCUCAAAAACUAUUGAGUCACUGAGUCAAAGACAAUGGUACUUUGGUGCUCAAAGAAUUGGAAUUCAAGUGCGUGCAGCACUUAUGGCUUUAGUCUAUAGCAAGUCACUAAUGAUUAAAUGUGGUGGACCAACACAUGGUAAAGUCAUCAACUUGAUUAAUGUUGAUGUCGAAAGAAUCGGUGAUUUUUGUUGGUAUGUUCAUGGAGUUUGGCUUCUUCCAGUUCAGAUUAUUUUGGCUUUGGUGAUCUUAUACAUAAAUUUGGGUUACACGCCUUCCAUUGCCGCACUUUCUGUUACCAUUUUGGUUAUGGUUUGUAACACUCCUUUGGCCAAUAUGCAAGAAGGUUUACACUCUAAGAUAAUGGAAGCUAAAGAUUCGAGAAUCAAAAUGACUUCGGAGACUAUGAAGAAUAUUAGAAUUUUAAAGUUGCAUUCGUGGGAAUCUACAUUUCUGCAGAAACUUUUCCAGCUUAGGGAUAUAGAGAGGAAUUGGUUACAGAAAUAUCUCUACUUGUGCUCAGCGGUAGCCACUCUAUUUUGGGCGUCUCCGACUUUUGUUUCUGUUUUCACUUUCGGUGCUUGUAUAUUGGUGAAAACCGAACUAACUGCAGCGACGGUUCUAUCGGCUCUGGCAACGUUUCGUAUAUUGCAAGAACCAAUUUACAAUUUGCCUGAACUUAUUUCCAUGAUAACUCAAACAAAAGUUUCGGUUGAUCGAAUUCAGGAGUUCAUACAGGAAGAGGAUCAAAAUCAGUUCACGAAUAAGCAUGCUUCCAAAACUUCAACGAUUGCUGUUGAAGUAAAGCCGGGAGAAUAUGCAUGGGAAGAAAAUGAUCAAAUUCUCAAGAAACCAACAAUUCAUAUUGUGGAAAAAUUAAUUAUAAACAAAGGUCAAAAGGUAGCGGUUUGCGGGCCGGUAGGGUCUGGAAAAUCGAGCUUGCUUUGUAGUAUGCUUGGCGAGAUUUCGUUGAUUUCUGGUGCAGCAACUAAAGUUUAUGGGACUAGAAGCUAUGUACCGCAAAGUCCAUGGAUUCAAUCUGGAACUAUAAGAGAGAAUAUUUUGUUUGGGAAGGAAAUGAAUAAGGACUUUUACGACAAUGUUGUAGAUUGUUGUGCAUUGCUCCAGGAUAUCAACUUAUGGAGUGAUGGAGAUUUGAACAUGGUGGAGGAGAGGGGAAUAAAUUUAAGCGGAGGACAAAAACAGCGAAUUCAAUUGGCAAGGGCUGUUUACAAUGACUCGGAUGUUUAUUUCCUCGACGAUCCUUUUAGCGCUGUUGAUGCUCAUACCGGAAGUCAUUUGUUUAAGGAAUGUCUUAUGAAACUUUUAUACGAUAAAACUGUUGUUUAUGCUACACAUCAACUAGAAUUCUUGGAAGCGGCUGAUCUUAUUUUGGUAAUGAAAGAUGGAAAAAUAGCGGAGUUUGGAAAGUAUAGAGAUCUCAUCGCAUGUCCGAAUAGUGAAUUUGUCCAACAAAUGGCUGCUCAUGAAGAAACAGUAAGCCAAAUUCCGAGCCAGAAAGAUGAUUUUGCUAGCUGCAGACCUUGCCAAAAAAAUCGAACUGAAAUUGCCGAAGAAAAUAUUCAAGAGAUUAUGAUGGAUUGGAAGAGAACCAGAGAAGAGGAAGCAAUGACUGGUCGAGUAAAAUGGAGUGUUUACUCAACCUUUGUCACAUUGGCUUAUAGAGGAGCACUUGUUCCGGUUAUUCUUCUCUGUCAAAUUCUCUUUCAAGUUAUGCAGAUGGCAAGCAAUUAUUGGAUGUCAUGGGCUACAGAAGAAAAGGGAAGAGUUGAUAAUGCGCAGCUUAUGGGAGUUUUUGCUCUUCUGUCCGGUGGAAGCUCUAUUUUCAUAUUGGGAAGGACUGUUUUAAUGGCGAAAAUCGCUGUGGAGACUGCUCAGCGCCUUUUUCAUGGAAUGAUCACAUCGGUUUUCAGGGCACCUGUUUCGUUUUUUGAUACCACACCUUCUAGCCGGAUACUGAGUAGGUCAUCUACGGAUCAAAGUACAGUAGAUACCGACAUACCCUACAGAUUAGCUGGACUUGUCUUUGCGCUUAUCCAGUUGUUGAGUAUCAUUGUCCUAAUGUCCCAAGCCGCAUGGCAAGUCAUUCUUCUCUUUUUCGUAGUUCUUGCUAUCUCCGUCUGGUAUCAGGCCUAUUACAUCACUACAGCUAGAGAAUUGGCCAGGAUGGUGGGAAUUCGAAAGGCGCCAAUCUUGCAUCACUUCUCAGAAUCAAUUUCUGGUGCUGCCACAAUCCGUUGUUUCAAUCAAGAGAAAAUAUUCUUGACCAAGGCUAUGGCUCUAAUCGACGAUUAUUCUCGGGUAGCUUUUCACAACUAUGCCACCAUGGAAUGGUUGUCUGUCAGAAUAAAUUUUCUCUUUAAUUUGGUCUUCUAUUUUGUUCUCAUCAUCUUGGUUAAUCUGCCGAGAUCUGCCAUCAGUCCCAGCAUGGCAGGUCUUGUAGCGACUUAUGGUUUGAACUUAAACGUGCUUCAAGCUUGGGUGAUAUGGAACCUAUGCAAUGUUGAGAACAAAAUGAUAUCCGUAGAGAGAAUAUUACAAUUCUCUGAUAUACCAAGUGAAGCGCCGUUAAUUAUUCAAGAUAAUAGGCCCGAGCCAGAGUGGCCUAAGGAAGGAAAAAUUGAAUUCCAUAACCUUCAUAUACAAUAUGAACCUGCUGCUCCUAUGGUUCUCAAAGGCGUCACUUGCGUCUUCCCUGGACAGAAGAAAAUCGGAAUAGUUGGCAGGACGGGAAGUGGAAAAUCUACUCUGGUGCAAGCCCUCUUUCGAGUUGUGGAGCCUUUGGAAGGAUGCAUACUUAUUGAUGGUGUAGAUAUUUCCAAGAUUGGUCUGCAAGAUUUAAGAUCUAAGCUUGGGAUUAUUCCUCAGGAUCCGACCUUGUUUUUAGGUACCGUAAGGACUAACUUGGAUCCCUUGGAACAGCAUACUGAUCAAGAGCUUUGGGAGGUUCUCAGAAAGUGCCAUCUUGCUGAAAUAGUACAGCAAGAUCCAAGACUUCUUGAUGCACCAGUUGCCGAGAACGGAGAAAAUUGGAGCGUUGGACAGAGACAACUAGUUUGCCUGGCUAGGCUGCUACUGAAGAAAAGAAAAAUCCUGGUCCUAGACGAAGCAACUGCAUCCAUCGACACUGCAACCGAUAAUUUAAUUCAGAAGACUAUAAGAGAAGAAACAAGUGGAUGCACAGUCCUUACAGUAGCACAUAGAAUCCCUACAGUCAUUGACACUGAUUUGGUUUUGGUCCUUAAUGAAGGGACAAUUGCGGAGUAUGAUAAACCAUCUCAAUUGCUACAAGACAGUUCUUCUUCGUUCUCGAAGCUGGUUUCAGAGUUUUUGAGGAGAUCGUCGCAAAGUAGUUGCUAA